GCCUAUGCAUUGCCUACUUUGCUUAUCAAUUUAGUUCUCUUGCUUUUGGGUUAUCUGAAACAGUUCAAAAAACUCCAAAACGAUGUCGUGUCAGCCAUGCCUUGUUCCAUCACAACAACUAUAUAAACCCUUCACUAUCAUGAUUCAUAUCUCAUUAACCAAACCAUCACGGAUUAAUAAAGUUACACACUUUACUUGCUUGCCUGCAUGCCUUGUGUUUGUAUAAAUUUCAAAACGAAACUACUGUAUCAAAAUCAAACUUCUCCAUUGCCUCUUCUUUCUUUCUUUCUUUCUUUCCCAUAUAUAUAACAUAAAAAAGCUCAAAACUUUAUGAAGGAAAUCAUGGCUUCAUCACUUGUAUCCUCCUCUUACUUAAAUGGGUCUUUUCUAGUUCCAUCAAUUAGGCCUCAGAUUCUCACUCAAAGGACACUAAGUCAACACUUUUCUCAUUCAAGAGUCAAACCCAACAAAGCUCCAAACUUCUGUCCUAAGGCUACAACUCUGAGAAGGAAUUUAGAAGCAACCAGAGUGCCAAUUUCUGUCCCAGUUAGAGUUGCUCAUGAGCUUUUACAAGCUGGCCACCGCUACUUAGAUGUUAGGACUCCUGAAGAAUUCAGUGCUGGACAUGCCCCUGGUGCUGUUAACAUCCCUUACAUGUACAGAGUUGGUUCAGGGAUGACAAGGAACCCUCACUUUGUAGCAGAAGUAUCAUCACAUUUCAGAAAGCAAGAUGAAAUCAUUGUUGGAUGUCAAAGUGGAAAAAGGUCUAUGAUGGCUGCAACUGAUCUUUUAGCUUCUGGCUAUACUUACAUUACUGACAUAGCUGGUGGAUUUGCUACUUGGUCUCAUAAUUCACUCCCAAUGGAAUAGUUGAAGUAGUUUGAAGAAGUAAUAAUAAUAUUAAUAAUAACUUUAUAAUGGAAGAAGAUGAGUGUGUUGGAAUGGGGUUGUUGUUACAUAAAUUGUAUUUAAAUGUGGGUAAUUAUGAAAAGGAAAAAGGGUAUAUAAAUGGUGCAUUUACAAAAAUGAAAACUUGCCAAACUUUGUAAAAAAAAAUUCUAUUACAAAUGACUCAUUACCAAUAAUAAAUAUUUGUUUUCAAUGUA
Cannabis sativa is the source of this 1106-nucleotide messenger RNA. Its product is annotated as thiosulfate sulfurtransferase 16, chloroplastic. The transcript has 7 exons. Bases 331 to 870 code for a protein of 179 amino acids. The record is from RefSeq and is a predicted model, not a curated record. NCBI's taxonomy places the organism in Eukaryota, Viridiplantae, Streptophyta, Magnoliopsida, Rosales, Cannabaceae.